Anopheles coustani is the source of this 606-nucleotide messenger RNA. RefSeq lists its product as uncharacterized. The transcript is spliced from 3 exons. The record is from RefSeq and is a predicted model, not a curated record. Bases 1 to 606 code for a protein of 201 amino acids. Lineage: Eukaryota; Metazoa; Arthropoda; Insecta; Diptera; Culicidae.
AUGUCCCGACGGGGGGCUGUUUGGUGUGUGGUGUUUUUGGCAAUCUGGCUCUCGGUCGGCGGAGGCGAUGCGAAACCGAUCGAUGUCGCGGCCGGCAACCCACUCGCCGAAGAUUCGUUGGAUCCGGUGCAGUCGAAGGAUGCCAUUGGGGAGGACGUGUAUCGAGCGAAGCGUAAGUUCCGGCCGGAGGAGUGGGCCGCCGCGAACGCCAUCCUGGAUCUGCUGGCGCAGCUGAAGAGCGCUCGGCAGGGUCAGCUUACGACGCAGGCACCCCGCAGGACCACCACAACCACGACAACAUCCACCACCACCACCACCACAACUGUAAGGCCGAUGGCGCAGGUUAAGGCCCGGGCGGAUCGGAGUCCGCGCGAAGACGACGACGUGCCGCAGUUCAACCCGGACGGCACGAUCAUGCUGCAGCUGCCCGGGAAGCUGUUCGGCAAUGCGACCAACUUCGUCCUGGCGGCGGCAAAGCUCUUUGGGGAUUUUAUUACGAACACGGCCAUCCGGACAGCGAGGUUCAUGCAGCUUUUCCAGCCGAUCGCUGGUCGCCAUUUGUACAUUCAAAUACCGACACCGAGUCCGCCGGGAGGAGACAGCUGA